Molecule: messenger RNA, 4331 nt
Organism: Equus quagga
Lineage: Eukaryota; Metazoa; Chordata; Mammalia; Perissodactyla; Equidae
Gene: HTR1D
Product: 5-hydroxytryptamine receptor 1D
Exons: 2
Coding region: 838-1968 (376 amino acids)
Biological process (GO): vasoconstriction; G protein-coupled receptor signaling pathway, coupled to cyclic nucleotide second messenger; regulation of locomotion
Cellular component (GO): plasma membrane; dendrite
Molecular function (GO): neurotransmitter receptor activity; G protein-coupled serotonin receptor activity
Source: RefSeq, a predicted model, not a curated record
GCGGAAGCGCCCGGGGCGGGCGGUGCGCGGAGCCCGGCGCGAGCGGCGGAGAGGCGGCGGCCGCGGCGCGAGGAAGCCGGAGCCGGAGCGGGGAGGGCGCGCCAGGGGCAGCACCUGCGUGCGGCGCAGCGGGGCUUCCGAACAUGUGUCCUUCUCGGUGAACCCACAGUGCUCUGUUUGUUUGCCUUCUCUCAGCUCACGCAUUCUUCGAGGCUUGGUAACCGGAAUGUUUUGUCUGUUCAGGCUCCAAACAGUCAGUGGGAUAGGAACCAAAGUGAAGUACCUCUUGCUGUGUCAAGAUGAACCUGGGAAACUGGCAGCCGUUGCCUGGACUGCUUCUCUGAAUCCUCUGGUACAUCUUUUUGUCUCUAGUUUUAAAAGUUCCCCAGAGGUCACCCGAAACCCGGAAUCUUGUCAGAAUAGGAUGGCGGUCAUUCUACAGUUCUCAUUAAACACAUUCAUCUCUCAAACUUUGGAGGGAGCCAAAAGGCCAAAAGCAAGAAUUCCAGAGCAUUGCCUACACUGGUCUGUUACCCUGAUAAAUGUCUAACAAAUUCGGCAUGUGUCUACGGGGCUUGACCAUUUGCUGGGCAGAGUUCCAGAACAGUGAGACAUCUUGGAAUUCAUCUGGUUUAGGAAAGACUUUUAACUACCAGCUGGGAGUCACCUCAAGUGUUCUGUAAAUAGUCAAGUCUUGAGGCCUUUGCUCUGUGGUCUGUUUUGAUGGAUGGCUCCCCACCGAGUGAAACAGAAGGAUGACCUUGUUCUGUGAGCAGGACGAUAGUGAAAGAAGGAGCUGUGUGUGUGGAAGUCUGUGGGAAGAGGGAGCCAUCUAGAAUGUCCCCACCAAACCAGUCAGUGGAAGGCCUUCUCCAGGAAGGCUCCAACAGAUCCCUGAAUGCGACGGAAACCCCAGAGGCUUGGGAUCCAGGGACCCUCCAGGCCCUCAAGAUUUCUCUUGCUGUGGGCCUUUCCACCAUCACAUUGGCCACAGUCCUUUCCAACGCCUUUGUGCUUACCACCAUCUUUCUCACCAGGAAGCUCCAUACCCCAGCCAACUAUCUCAUUGGCUCCCUGGCCACGACGGACCUCUUAGUUUCCAUCUUGGUCAUGCCCAUCAGCAUUGCAUAUACCACCACCGGUACCUGGAGCUUUGGCCAAAUCCUAUGUGACAUCUGGCUGUCUUCUGACGUCACGUGCUGCACAGCCUCCAUCCUGCACCUCUGUGUCAUUGCUCUGGACAGGUAUUGGGCCAUCACUGAUGCGCUGGAGUACAGUAAACGCCGGACAGCAGGCCAUGCGGCCACCAUGAUUGCCAUUGUCUGGGCCAUCUCCAUCUGCAUCUCCAUCCCACCACUCUUCUGGCGGCAGGCCAAAGCUCACGAAGAGAUGUCGGACUGCCUGGUGAACACCUCUCAGAUCUCCUACACCAUCUACUCCACCUGUGGGGCCUUCUACAUCCCAUCCGUGUUGCUCAUCAUCCUCUAUAGCCGGAUCUACGUGGCGGCCCGGAACCGCAUCCUGAAUCCGCCAUCGCUGUACGGGAAGCGCUUCACCACAGCCCAUCUCAUCGCAGGUUCUGCCGGGUCCUCGCUCUGCUCUCUCAACCCCAACUUUCAUGAAGGGCAGUCUCAUUCGGGCUCCCCUCUCUUUUUCAACCACGUGAAAAUCAAGCUUGCUGAUAGCGUCCUGGAACGCAAGAGGAUUUCCGCUGCUCGAGAAAGGAAAGCCACUAAGACCCUGGGGAUCAUACUGGGGGCCUUUAUCAUCUGCUGGCUGCCCUUCUUUGUUGCAUCUCUGGUCCUCCCCCUCUGCCGGGACUCCUGCUGGAUCCACCCAGCCCUCUUUGACUUUUUCACCUGGCUAGGCUAUUUAAACUCCCUCAUCAAUCCAAUAAUCUAUACUGUGUUUAACGAAGAGUUUCGGCAAGCAUUUCAGAAAAUUGUCCAUUUCCGGAAAGCCUGCUAGUCUUAUUUGGUGGUGAUUCUUGUUAUCUUUUGUAUCUUGUAACCCGAGUAGGGGUGUCUUUUUAUUUUUCCUGAGAUUUGGGUUAAUCCUGAUAUCUUGAGUUUUGGUUCCAUCUAGAGAAUUGUUCAGCAUUCUUUUUUCCUGUUGUCUUCUUGACUUCUGAGCCACCAAAAGCUGGGCAGCUGUGGGAAAGGGGACAAGACUGAAAAUUCCACUUAGCAUAAUUUUUCAUAGUUCAUCCUUGUUGGAAGUAACAUGACCCACAGGAUUCCCUGUUGAUGCAAUUCAGGCGGAAAGCUGUCUGACUCUGUAGAAAGAUCCCAGGCUCAAAGGGAGGGCUUUCUGGUCUACCUAAGCUUUGUAUGGAGCUCAAAGAGGGUAGGUGAGAUUAAUGACCUGAGUUGAAAAAGAAUUUGGAGUCAGGAUGGAGGGGUCUCCAUUCCAUGUGGCACCUUGAUGGGAAAAUAGCACCCAGGGAUUUCUUCCACUGAGUCCUGCUUAGGUUGACUCUCUCCCAGUUAUUCAUGGGUAGAGAUUCAUUAUUCAAGGUGCCAGCGUUAUGGAGUGAUGGAGAAAGAUUCAGAAGCUUGGGCACGAAAGCAGGAUGGUUGGAACCAGAUCGACCAUCCUGUACCCUUCCUCGUUCCCCAGUAUCUCCGCACCAUCUUAACGUUCUGACGUUAAACCCCACCGUCACCCCCAUCAAAGUAGCUUGACAGGCUUCGGACCCACCAAGCUUUGAAUGGAACACCAUUGUGAAUUUUUUUCUGAAUUAUUUUUUUACAUCCUAUUCUCAUCAGAGAUCUUAAGAUGUUAAGUCUUGUCAAAUAAAAAGCAUAAGACAUCAUGAUAAGUGCAGUCUUUGGGUAAUUUUUCCCCCUCUCCCUGGAUGUAGAAACCUUCCAGUUCAGUUGUCUCCAGCAUUUAUUGAGCACUUACCACAAGCCAGGCCCGGUGCCAGCCACUGCUGUCUGUUAUCUGCCUGGAGCCUCAUCACAGUGAGAGUCAGUGUAAUUGGAUGAUUAAAGCCUAGGACCUGAUGCCUUAGUUCGAAUCCAAGUGCUACCAAUUUCCAGCUGGGUGAGCGUGGACAAGUUUCUUAAUCCUUUGCCUCACUUUCCUCACCUGUGAAAUGGGGAUAAUAGGUAUGUCAUUGUAUAAAAACAACAGCCACUAUUUAUUGAGUGCCUAUAAUGCUCCUUACAUACAGUCUCUCAUUUGCUCUUCGUCCUCAGUUUAUAGAUGCAGUAAAGAAACUUGCCUGUGGUUAGGGAAGCUUUCAGAAAGAGGCAUACUUCAGCCGACUCCCAAAAGAGGAGCCCUUGUGGGCUGAGAGGCCAAGGAAGGGGAGGUGUGAUGAGGCCUCUUGGAGGAGAUGGGGCACAGCAAAGGAAGGUAGGGGAGGUCACGCCAGGCAGAGGGAAGAGCAGGAACAGAGCCUGGGAGGCCUGUGAUGCUCGGCGGAGUCUCCGGGCACGGGGAGAAGAAUGAGAGCCAGGAAUAUGGGCUAUCAGGAAGGGCGGGGUACCCAGAGAAGUCUUGUGCUGACCUUGAAGCUUCUGCUGGACAUCUCGCAGUAUGGUCCCUGGCCUUCUGCAUUCGACUCUGCUAGGGAGCUUGUUGACGCUGGAUUCCUGGUCCCCGACUCAGAUCCACGGAUCAGAAUCUCUGGCAGUGAGGUCCAGGAGACUGUUUUAUCUAAGCAUUUCUCCCACUUCUUGCACUAGGAGAUUUCUAUGUCUCUAAAGUUUGGGGACCACUGAGUGUCUUGCUCACACUGUGAGGCUCCUCCCCGAGCCUGGAGACGCCUCCCAGCACGUUCACUGCUCCCCUCUCCCCUGCUAUGCCCUUUCCUACCUUCCUUUGAGGCUGUGCUCUCCCCCGUUUCCUCCAUCUUCCUUUGGGCCAUCGUCCUGAUUUGGGAAAGAUCAGGAAUUCAGAGACUGGACAGGGAAUUACAGUGUUGCUCAGUGGUUAAGGGCACAGGCUUUGAAGUCAGAAACACCCAGAAUUGAAUCCCAGUUCUACCAUUUAUUAGCUGUGUGACCUGGGACAAGUCACCCAACCUCUCUGUGCUCCAGUUUCUUCAACCAUUAAAUGAGGUUGUCAGUAUCUAAGCCAUAGAGCCUUGUGAGGAUUAAAUGAAGUAGUGAUUGUAAAAUGCUUGGCACAGAGCCUGGCCCAUCAGUGCUGAGUACAAUGCCAUCCGUGAACACUACGUGAGAGCUUUGAGCCGAUUACAAAAGAAGCUCAAAUGCCGCCUCCUCAGAGGCCCUCCCUGACUAGAACAAAGGUUGGGAAACUUUUUUUUUUAAGACUGGCACCUGGGCUAACGUCUGUUGCCAAUCUUCUUUUUUUCUUCU